Molecule: messenger RNA, 1041 nt
Organism: Penaeus vannamei (Pacific white shrimp)
Lineage: Eukaryota; Metazoa; Arthropoda; Malacostraca; Decapoda; Penaeidae
Source: RefSeq, a predicted model, not a curated record
CCUGCUAUCUUUUGCGAGUCCUCUGUUGCGUCAGAGUCCAUCAGCAUAAAGAAGGGUGAACAGGCCGGGCCAUCCAUCACUCUGGAAGGCUGAAACAAACAGCACACUUCGCUUACAAGUCUGAGAGACGCUCCCCACCGCCCCGCCCUUCCGAGGAACCUUCACCCGUCACUAGGCUCCUUCCACGCCCACGCUGAGGAGCCAUCAGAUCCUUGCUGAUCAACCCAGGACUCCUCCCUCCACCAGGUCCCCAGCGAGAGGAUGAGAGGGACAGGACUCCUGCUGGCGGCGCUGCUGGCCGCGGUGGCGCUGGCGGCGGUCUCAGAGGCCAAGAUCAGAAGCAGGAAUAGCAAAGUCAGAGCUGGUGAGGAGGAAUUCCACAAGUCCAGACGCCAGGAGUACCGGAAAUUCAAGAAAGGUUCCUCUUAUACUCAUGUUCCCUUCAUUAACUCUGAAGACAAGGCCUACUGGCUGAAGGAGGGCCAAGACGCCCUUCGCGAGCAGCUCCUCGUCAGCCCGAAGGUGCGCCAGGCGAAGAACGUCAUCCUUUUCUUGGGAGACGGCAUGUCCAUUCCCACGGUCACGGCCUCGAGGUACCUGAAGGGGCAGAAGACCAGCCUGUGGGAGCACGAGGAGAUGGCUUGGGAUAAGUUUCCCUACUCGGCGCUUAUUAAGACGUACACGACAGACAGCCAGGUAGCAGACAGUGCCGCCAGUGCCACAGCCUACCUGUGCGGCGUCAAGGGGAAUCUUGGCACUAUUGGGGUGGAUGAGAACGUCAGCAAAGAGAACUGUUCGGCUCAGCAGAAUUCGGCCUUCCAUACGGACUCCAUCGCCAAGUGGUUCCAGGACGCCGGGAGGUCGACUGGCCUCGUGACCACAAUGAGGGUGACCCACGCCACGCCCGCGGGGUCAUACGCCCACGUGGCUGAUCGGGAGUGGGAGGAUGACCAUGAGAUCGUGAACGACGGCGAGGACGACAUCGGCUGCGACGACAUCGCCGAGCAGCUCGUUCUGAACGACCCCGGACGCCACUUUAAG